This is a messenger RNA of Nematolebias whitei (Rio pearlfish), 2460 nucleotides long. RefSeq names its product solute carrier family 5 member 1 (gene slc5a1). Gene Ontology annotation, biological process: sodium ion transport; transmembrane transport. The record is from RefSeq and is a predicted model, not a curated record. Gene Ontology annotation, cellular component: plasma membrane. The transcript has 15 exons. Lineage: Eukaryota; Metazoa; Chordata; Actinopteri; Cyprinodontiformes; Rivulidae. The coding region runs from base 76 to 2049 and encodes 657 amino acids. Gene Ontology annotation, molecular function: D-glucose:sodium symporter activity.
AUGGUUUAGUCGAAGUGGACCAACUCCAGCAGCACCCCUGUCCUCCGCUCUCCCCCCUCCCACCCACCUGCAAAAAUGUCUCGGGAUUAUUUUGGGUUUUCCUACAUCAGAAGACAAACAAGAAAUGGCACGAGCUACUCAGCGCUCAACAAUCCAGCAGAUAUCUCUGUUAUUGUGAUUUACUUUUUGGUCGUCUUGGCUGUGGGAGUAUGGGCCAUGGUUCGCACCAACAGGGCCACUGUGGGUGGCUUCUUCCUCGCAGGGAGGAGUAUGGUGUGGUGGCCGAUCGGAGCAUCACUCUUUGCGAGCAACAUUGGCAGCGGCCACUUUGUUGGGAUUGCCGGCACCGCAGCAGCAGCUGGUUUAGCAAUUGGAGGAUUUGAGUGGAAUGCUUUGAUUGUUGUCGUCAUCCUGGGAUGGCUUUUUGUGCCAAUUUACAUCAAAGCUGGGGUGGUGACCAUGCCGGAGUACUUGAAGAAAAGAUUUGGAGGACAGCGCAUUCGCAUCUAUCUCUCCGUGCUCUCCCUCUGUCUCUACGUCUUCACCAAGAUCUCUGCAGACAUGUUCUCCGGUGCCAUUUUUAUCAACCAGGCUCUUGGACUUAAUAUCUACCUUGCUGUUAUCGCGCUGCUGGCGAUUACAGCCUUGUACACUGUCACAGGUGGAUUGGCUGCAGUGAUUUACACAGACACCUUACAGACCAUCAUCAUGAUUGUUGGAUCCUUUAUUCUCAUGGGCUUUGCUUUCACUGAAGUUGGGGGCUAUGAUAACUUUCAGAAGAGCUACAUGACCGCAGUCCCGACGAUCACGAGUGGUGCCAACCCAGAGUGCUACGAACCUCGGGCAGAUUCCUUCCAUAUUUUUAGGGAUCCGAUCACAGGGGACCUACCGUGGCCUGGUUUGGUGUUUGGACUUACCAUUCAGGCCACCUGGUACUGGUGCACAGAUCAGGUGAUUGUCCAGCGUUGCCUUUCUGCCAAGAAUCUCUCUCAUGUUAAAGGAGGUUGUAUUUUAUGUGGCUACCUGAAGCUGUUGCCCAUGUUUCUCAUGGUUUUUCCUGGGAUGAUCAGCAGGAUCCUCUAUCCCGAUGUGGUGGCCUGUGUGGACCCUAAUGAAUGUGAAAAACACUGUGACGCAAGUGUAGGAUGCACCAACAUUGCUUAUCCCAAGCUGGUAGUGGAUCUGAUGCCCAACGGUUUGAGAGGUCUGAUGCUGUCUGUGAUGUUGGCUUCUUUAAUGAGCUCACUUACCUCAAUUUUUAACAGUGCUAGUACGCUCUUCACCAUGGAUAUCUACACUAAGAUCCGUCCCUACGCCAAAGAGAGGGAGCUCAUGAUUGCUGGCAGAGUGUUCAUCUUGGCCCUGAUUGGUGUGAGCAUAGCGUGGAUCCCCAUAGUGCAGUCAGCUCAGAGCGGUCAGCUCUUUGACUACAUCCAGUCAAUCACCAGCUAUCUCACUCCUCCUGUUGCAGCCGUCUUCAUGCUUGCAAUCUUUUGCAAACGCGUCAAUGAGCCAGGUGCCUUUUUUGGGCUCACAAUCGGCCUGUUAAUAGGACUGUCCCGGAUGAUUACGGAGUUUGUUUAUGGAACAGGCAGCUGUGUGAGCCCCAGUGACUGUCCCACCAUCAUCUGUGGAGUCCACUACCUUUACUUCGGAAUGAUCCUGUUUGUCGUCUCCUGCAUCAUCAUACUUGGAGUUUCUCUAGUGACCAAACCUAUCGAUGACAAGCAUCUGUAUAGAUUGUGCUGGAGUCUGAGGAACCGUACAGAGGAGAGAAUAGACAUCGAACCGGAUGACUGGAUUAAUGAGAACAACUCUGAAAUGGAAAUAGAAGAAAAUGAGGAGGAACCGGGCUUCUGCAAGAAAGCAGUCAUGUGCUUCUGUGGACUGGAUCAGAAAAAGGCCCCAGAACUGAGUCCAGAAGAGCAGGCCGAGCUGAAGAAGCAGCUCACCGACACGUCUGAAAAACCUCUGUGGAGGAACGUUGUCAACAUCAACGCCAUCAUUCUCCUGUGUGUGGCUGUCUUCUUCCAUGGAUACUUCGGUUAGAGAAACUCGGACUCUAAUUUCUUGGGUAUUUAAAUCAGAAUUUUUAAAAACAACCACAAACAUCCCUCAAGGUUCUGAAAGAAGAUAAAUCUCGUUCACACCACUUCACUGUAGCAUUCCUGCUGUAUUGUGCAAUGACUACUGAUCUCAUCAGGGCAUAAAAUGUAUUUCUCCCCUCAAAAUUUCCCUUUUUUAUUUAACUUUUCCUGGUAUUUGCCCCCCUGGAGUAAAACAGUAACCCACGCUGUAAUAUAGUAACACAUCAAGCUUGUUGAAUGCGUGUGUAAAUACUCAUGCUUUUUUCUGACAUUUGCACAUUAUUUUUGCAAUACAUUCCCAGAUAACUGAGAAUUUUCACCUUGUCUUUGAACGUUUGUGUCCUUUUGUUAAUGAACAGAAAUAUAAUAAGAA